UUGAUUGGGUGUGUCCUUCGCUCGCUCCCUCCCUCUUAGGUCACUUUCAACCCUCAAAUAAAAACGGCGCCCAACUUCCGAGGCGCCCUCAUUGCCCAGCCAGACCCCAGCCUCCGCCAGGUCCGGGCCGCCGUCCUUGCUCAGUUCUCUACUGUUCCCCAGCCCAGCGCCCCGGGACGCUCCAGCCCCGCUCGCUCGCUCUCCUCGGUCCGCUCCGCUCCGCUCCGACACAAUGAACAAGUUCGGGUGGUGCGCAGUGUGGGGACUCUGCCUCUUGCAGCUGAGCCUGGCGCAGAUCGGUAAGAUCGAUUUGAAUGUAACCUGCCGGUACGCAGGUGUAUUCCAUGUGGAGAAAAAUGGUCGCUACAGCAUCUCACGGACUGAGGCAGCUGACCUCUGCAAGGCUUUCGAUUGCACCCUGCCCACCAUGGCCCAGAUGGAGGAAGCCUGGCGAGCGGGGUUUGAGACCUGCAGGUACGGGUUCAUAGAAGGGCACGUGGUGAUUCCCCGCAUCCACCCCAACCCCAUCUGUGCCGCAAACAACACAGGGGUGUACAUCCUCACCUCCAACACCUCCCAGUAUGACACCUACUGCUACAAUGCUUCAGCACCGCAAGGAGAAGAUUGUACCGCAAUCACAAACCUGACCAAUGCCUUUGACGGAGAGGUAUCCAUAAGUAUUGUUAACCGGGAUGGUACCCGCUACACCCAGAAGGGCGAAUACAGAACUAACCCUGAUGACAUCAACAACACCACUGCUGAAUAUGACACCAGCAGUGGGUCCUACAGUGAAAGAAGCACUCCAGAAAGUUACAUCAUCCACACCCACUUUCCUACUGCUCACCCGACCCAAGACCAAGACAGUCCCGGAGUGUCCUACUACCCGGAGGAUACCCCCGACACCAGUACGGAUUCAAAUAUCAUCACAGCAGGCUGGAAGCCAACUGAAGAAAAUGAAGAUGAAAGAGACAAACACCCCAUUCAUUCUGGAUCAGGCAUUGAUGAUGAUGAAGAUUUUAUCUCCAGCACCAUUUCAACCACACCACGGGUUUCUGACCACUCAACCCAGAACCGGAAUGGGAGCCAGUGGAGCCCAGGCUUUUUAAACCCAGAAGUAUCACUUCAGACAACCACAAGGAUGACUGUGUAUAUAAACAUCAUCACAACAGAUGUGGACAGAAGUGGCACCAGUGAUUAUGGAGAAAACUGGACCCAGGAGGCACAGUCUCCUCUCACUCACCAUGAACAUCAUGACGAAGCGGCGACCCAGCAUUCUGCAAGCACAAUCUCAGCCCACGACACCCAUCCAAAUCAGAGAACGACAACACCGAGUGAAGAGGACAGUUCCUGGACUUAUUUUUUGGACCCAAUCUCACAUCCAAUGGGACGAGGUCAUCAAACAGAAAGCAGAAUCGAUAUGGACUCCAGCCAUAGUACAACACUUCAGCCUUCUGCAGAUUCAAACACACAUUUGGCGGAAGACUGGGACAGGACAGGACCUCUUCCAAUGACAACUCAGCAGAGUCAUACUCAGAGCUUCUCUACAUCACAUGGAGGCUUCGAAGAAGAUAAAGACCAGCCAAUGAUGUCCACUCCAACAUCUAGCAAUAGGCAUGAUGGCGGAGGUGGACAUCUUCCUGAAGACUCAGCUACUUCAGUGGGAGGUUAUACUCCUCAUUCCCCAGACACAAAGGAGUACACAACCCUCAUCCCAGUGACCCCUGCUAACACUGAGUCCCCUGGAGUUACUGAAGUUACUGUUGACGGAGAUUCCAACGUUAAUGUUGAUGGUCCCUUGCCAGAAGAUGGAGACUCAUCUUCCGACCCCAGGGACCAUACCACUCAAAGAUCUGGACCAACUGGACACUCCAGUGGGAGUCAAGAAGGUGGGGCCAACACGACCUCGGGUCCUAUAAGGAAACCUCAAAUUCCAGAGUGGCUGAUCAUCUUGGCGUCCCUCCUGGCCCUGGCUUUGAUCCUCGCAGUUUGCAUCGCGGUCAACAGCCGAAGAAGGUGUGGGCAGAAGAAAAAGCUGGUGAUCAAUGGGAAUGGAGCUGUGGAGGACAGAAAGCCAAGCGGACUCAACGGGGAGGCCAGCAAGUCUCAGGAGAUGGUGCAUUUGGUGAACAAGGAGCCGUCGGAGACCCCAGACCAGUGUAUGACGGCCGAUGAGACACGGAACCUACAGAACGUGGACAUGAAGAUUGGGGUGUAACACUUAUACCAUGAUCUUGGAUAGAAAUCACACAUAACCAAUACAGGGAGCUGGGACACUCACAGAUGCAAUGUGCUACUGAUUAUUUCAUUGGGGUUCUUUUUUUUUUUUUUUAGCAUAACAUUUUCUACUCCUUUUUGUUUAUUGUGCUUUGUUUUUUGAAGUCAGUCAAGUUAUAAAAAGAGCAUUGCUUUCUGAAAUGAGGGCCCAAUUAACCAUCGGCAAGAUUUUGACUUAAGCCUCCCACUCCCUGGGGUAUGCUAUGGAUGGCGUCUAAAAAAAGCCAUAAAUGCAUCUUUCUGAUCCUCAACCUUCCCUCCACCCCACCUCCCAGAUGACAGCCGCAUGCUAAGGACAUCCCCCCAGAGCUAAGAGGAACUGGUUCCUGAAAGGAAAUCUGAAUGGGUUCAUAUUGUCCAUCUAGGGGCCCAGUCCCUAGGCAUUGCUUUCCAUGGGGGUAGGGGACUGGGAUGUACUGGUUAUACAUCCUUUUCUACAGACGCCCUGGAAAUUUUCCCAAUGCUAUUGAGAAUGCCCAAAGGGUCAAGCUAUUUAUCUGUAGUAAGCUAUUUAUCUGUGUUUUUGAAAUAUGAAACCCUGGAGGUCCUGUAAUUAGUAUGAUUUUUUGUUUUGUUUUGUUACUUUGUCAGAAGCAUAAAAAGGGUUUAAGUUGAUUCAUAAUAAACAGCUGUAUUUCUUCCACUUUUA
Messenger RNA from Myotis brandtii (Brandt's bat), 2923 nucleotides. It is a transcript of the gene CD44, whose product is annotated as CD44 molecule (Indian blood group). Gene Ontology annotation, biological process: positive regulation of ERK1 and ERK2 cascade; inflammatory response; cell adhesion. Gene Ontology annotation, molecular function: cytokine receptor activity; hyaluronic acid binding. The transcript is spliced from 16 exons. Bases 233 to 2215 code for a protein of 660 amino acids. The record is from RefSeq and is a predicted model, not a curated record. Gene Ontology annotation, cellular component: macrophage migration inhibitory factor receptor complex; basolateral plasma membrane; plasma membrane. Lineage: Eukaryota; Metazoa; Chordata; Mammalia; Chiroptera; Vespertilionidae.